Suillus discolor is the source of this 937-nucleotide messenger RNA. RefSeq lists its product as uncharacterized. The coding region runs from base 139 to 807 and encodes 222 amino acids. NCBI's taxonomy places the organism in Eukaryota, Fungi, Basidiomycota, Agaricomycetes, Boletales, Suillaceae. The record is from RefSeq and is a predicted model, not a curated record. Gene Ontology annotation, molecular function: protein binding. The transcript has 2 exons.
AUGUAUGCCGUUGUGGUAUCAAAGGAUGGUAGAUGGGUCAUCACUGCUGGUGGAGAUUUUAAUCACACUGGUCCUGGGGAGAUCAAAGCCUAUGAGGUUGAAACGGGGGUUAUUAAAACGUUUCAAGGUCACACAUGAAUGGUCACUUGCAUCAACUCCUCUGCAGACAGUACACUCCUGGCAAGCGGGUCAUGGGAUGGCACAGCACGAGUAUGGAGCUUGCACACCGGCAAACUGGUGGCUGGGCCAUUCAAGAGCAUUGAUUGGCCGGGCGCAGUUCUAUUUUCGCCAAACUCGAAGAAACUUGCAGUCAAGUCAGAGACUGGGAAGUGCAUGGAGAUUUGGGAUGUUCAAUCACAAAAAUUGGAUACGAGAGCAGGGGGAUUCAAGUUCGUCGGCAAACCCUUCACAUACACGCCACUUUUCUGGACAAACAAAAACAAAAACAUCCUGGCCGCGUUCAGCUUCACAGAUAACGACGUUCCCAGUAUGAUCUAUGAGUUCGACGCGAUGACGCUGCAAACUUCUGGAGAUCCUUUCGAAGGGCACACCGAGAUUGUCACCGGAUUAGCACUUUCAUUUGAUGGUGCUCUCCUGGCCAGUGCUUCCAAUGACAACACCAUCAAGCUCUGGGCAUUCGAGUCCCGCCAGCUUCUCACCUCCUUUAGCGUCCAAAACCCUUUCUGCCUUGUCUUUUCACCUGUCUCACGCCAGCUGGCUUAUACUACCCACACCGAGAAAAAAAAAGACAAUAAUAUCUUUAUAUGCAAUACUCCGGCCAGUAUACUUAUUCGCCGCUCUAAUUGAUAUUGUUCAUGUACUGAUAUUCUCUUAUAGGUCAGUGCGCAUCUGAAGUCUGGCCCCGGUGAUCUACUGAAGUCUGAUGCAACUCAUCGUUCGGCUGCGACACGCCGUAACCCAUCGACAUUGCCCGUCA